UAGCAUCAGAGAAGAUGGCUGCAGAAGGGAUUUUUCAGGCCACUGGCUGAAAACAGAGCACCGUUUGUCAUGUUGAGCGAAGAGUAGCCAGCGUGUCAGGCUGGUUGUCCCGUAGUUCGGUUCCGUCUGAAUUAUUUUGGAGGGGAAGAAUCGAGCAACAUGGGGUCGCAGACUCUCCAGAUCCUGAGGCAGGGGGUCUGGGCUUCAGUCACAGGCGGAUGGUACUACGACCCCAAUCAGAACACGUUCGUCAACGCUUUACAUCUCUACAUCUGGCUGUUCCUGCUAUGUUUCCCCUUCACUUUGUACAUGGCUCUGCCACCAACCAUGGUGAUAGUUGGGAUCUACUGUGGUGUGAUUGCUGCCAUGUUCCUGCUGCUGAAGAUGGUGAACUACCGUCUCCACCAUGCCCUGGACGAGGGCGAGGUCGUGGAGCACCAGGCCAAGGAGAACCAGAGCCGCAGGGGAGGCACAGAGGGGUCUAAUGACGGUGGCGCUACUCGUCGGGAGGACAGCAACGGCCCGGGGGACCCUGGAGGGGGUAUAGAAAUGGCAGAUUUUAUCCGACAAGAGACUCCGCCAGUGGACUGCAGUUCGAGGAACUCCUAUAUUGGGAUGGAAACUAAUCCGAUUACAUCAGCACAUAGAGCAGCAGGGGUCAAAGGUGAUGUGGGAAAGACCUCAGAUGACAUCAGUUUGACUCUCAUUGAGAGUUGCAGCCAUGAUCAUGACCUGCUGUCAGAAACAAAGAUGUACUGCUAUGUUCCCAAUGACUCCUUUGCCUCAUUGCAGCCAUCCACCUCCUUGUGUCCUUCAGAGCUGUCGAGGGAGGCCGGUGACACGUGUAACUCUGCUGCUUAUCAUUUCAGCCUGUCGCAUUCGUCUUGUGACACAGAGGUGGCCUCUCACACAUCCAUGCAGUCUCAGGCCUUCAGAAAGGAGCUCCGCUCUCGGGGUCUGCCUCGGACUUCGAGCUCAUCGGGCUCUGCUUUUCCCGACCCUUGUCUCCCAGACUUUGCCCUGUACCCUCCACCAAGGAGAGGUGGCCUCGACACUGUUUGUGAGCUGGAGGCCGCAAGACCUCAAAGACCAGCCCUGUGUGACAGAGAGCAGCUUUACCAGCAGGAUCAAGCUGUGCCCUCCACCUCGGGGCAGGAGUGCUGCAGGCACAAAGAAUUGCACAAAGUGGCUCGCUCUGCCUCCAGAGAGGCGGGAGAAGGUAGCUCAGGGCUCUACCAGGGAGACAUGGGAGCAGGAAGGAAAGGCUCAAUUGGGGGUGGGAAAUCUCGCGCAGGAGAGCGAAGUGCUGAUAGCUUGAGGAGUUUAAGUACCCGCAGCAGUGGUUCCACUGAGAGCUAUUGCAGUGGGACAGACAGGGACACCAACAGCACGGUCAGCAGCUUUCAUAGUGAACAAACCAGUUCUACGCACGUGGAGAGCCUGCUCUCACUUUCAGGGGAUGAGCAUGGACGGGACAGGGAGGCCGUACCCUCUCCUGUAGAGGGACCGACCUCUAGCCUCGGCAGUGUUGGCUCUAGAGGUCUCUGCAGUGUUCCCUCUCGAGAGGCCAAUAAAAACCCACAUGCUAAUGAGCUAACAGCAAAGCAGACUGCUACUGCUACUUCUACAACCCAGGAGCAAGUGGAACCUGGCCAAAGCACAUUGGAACCUGGUAUCAGGACCAGCGCUGAUGGCUCAUCGGGUGUAGCUGGGACACAGCAGGAUAAAGCAAAAGACGAGGGUCAGCUUAAACCCGAAACCAGCGUUCAAAGGACUUCCUCUCUGUCAGCCGGGCGCAGAGGACGGCGGCAUGGAGGAAAGAAAAGAGCAAGCAGUUUUGAUUCCAGCCGUCGUCGGGAUCACAUGUCCUUGCGUGGAAUGGCUAAACCCUGUAGUGCUGUGUUUACUGGAGGAGGAGAAGACGAUUAUAGUGAUCAAAGUGAACUCAGCUGUGCCUCCAGUCUCCACUCCAACAACCAACUAAGUACAGAUAGCUCAUCCAGCACCUCCUGCCUCUCACCAGAGAGCCACCUCAAGGCCGUGAAAUCCAAGCAUGCUGGUGUCACCUCCUCAUCCCCAUCCACAGUAAAGGAUCCAGGAGGUUGUGAGGCGGAGGUGCGACCCAGAGGGAAACGCCGUGCUUCCCGCCGUAUGCCCAGCACAGGCAGUGCCAGAACGCACGCCAGAGUAUUGAGUUUGGACAGUGGCACCGCCGCUUGCCUUAACGAUCCCAACCGCUUAGGAGCUCCGUCUGGGCCUCGGCCCCUCACCACCUCCAAGUCGGAUUUGGAAGCCAAAGAAGGGGAAGUCCUUGAUGCCGCGUCUCUGCUGGGUAGGGCCUCCCAGCUGGAAUCCGUGACCCGCUCCAGAAACAGCCUGCCCAACCAGACAGCUUUCGCCGAGCCUCAGGAUGCAACUGCAGCUUCGUUUCGAGCACCAGGAAGUGAGGAGACGAUCGUCUUCCGUCGAGAACGCAGCACGUUUCGUCGGCAGGCUGUGAGGCGGCGGCACAACGCAGGAAGUAACCCCACCCCACCCAGCUCGCUCAUUGGCUCUCCUCUCAGUCUUCAGGAGGCUCUCAGCCAGGCCUCCCAGCCUUCUUCCUCCCUGGUGAAAACUCAGCCAUCCAGAACCCCGUCCCAGGUGACAGUGCUGAGCGCAAGUGUGUCCCUGCUGGCCAGGAACGGAAGCACGCAUUUGGAGGGUUCUCAGGAUAAGGCCUCUACUGUGGGCGCCACCAGCUUACAAGAUGACUUUGGAAAGCUCACUCCCUCCCUAUAUGAGGCUGGUGGAUGUGACAUGUCCUUGGUCAAUUUUGAACCUGCAACCAGACGAGCCUCCAACAAUAUGUGGGAAACGGACUCCCACCUCUCCAGUUCUACCUCAGUUCGCUUCUACCCUCAUGACCUGUUCUUCCUCCAUCAGAUCCGUCUAAAUCGCCUGCUGACGAUGGACCCAGAGCUAUUGGAGCAGCAAGACGGAGACCUAAGCCCAGAGCUGCAAGAUGCUCCGUUGGGACAAGAGAGCGCUGCAGCCUCUGCUCCUGCUGGCAAAGCUAAACAGUACUACCGCCUGUGGCUUCUCCCUUACUUGUGGGUAGGGCUUCAUUUUGACCGGCUUACCCUGCUGGCGCUGUUCGACAGGAACCGCGAAGUCUUAGAAAACGUGCUUGCCGUGGUCCUGGCCGUCCUCGUGGCCUUCCUGGGCUCCGUGCUGCUCGUCCACGGUUUCUUCACUGACAUCUGGGUCUUUCAGUUCUGCCUCGUCAUUGCAAGUUGCCAGUAUUCCCUGCUGAAGAGUGUUCAGCCAGACUCCUCCUCUCCCAGACAUGGUCACAAUCGUAUCAUAGCGUACAGCCGGCCUGUCUACUUCUGCCUGUGCUGCGGCCUCAUUUGGCUGCUGCACCACGGCAGUCUGAGGAUCACCUCACCCCGCUUCACCCUGUAUGGAGUCGCUCUCACCAGCUCACUACUGCUGGCGUCCGCCAGAGACCUUGUUAUAUUCUUCACUCUGUGUUUUCCCAUCGUGUUCUUCGUGGGGCUACUGCCACAAGUCAACACAUUCGUCAUGUACUUCUUUGAGCAGCUGGACAUCCAUGUGUUCGGGGGCAAUGCCUGUACGAGUCUCCUGUCGGCGCUGUACAGCAUCCUGCGCAGUGUUGUCACUGUUGCUCUGCUUUACGGCUUCUGCUAUGGAGCUCUUAAGGAGACCUGGGAGCCGCAUCAUAUCCCUGUGUUGUUUUCUGUCUUCUGUGGCCUCUUGGUGGCGGUUUCUUACCACCUGAGCAGGCAAAGCAGCGACCCUUCUGUCCUCAUCUCACUGAUACAGUCCAAGAUUUUACCAAAUUUAAGAGACAAGAACCCAGAGGAUCCCCUUUCUGAGGUGCAGGACCCUCUGCCUGACAAGCUGAGGGCCUCGGUGAAUGAGCGCCUGCAGUCGGACCUGAUUGUCUGUGUGGUCAUUGCUGUCCUUUACUUUGCCAUACAUGUCAGCACAGUGUUCAUAGCGCUACAGCCUUUUCUCAGUUAUGUUCUGUACGCUCUGCUGGGGACGGUGGGACUGCUGACCCACUACCUGCUCCCACAAGUCCGUAAGCAGUUGCCCUGGUACUGCUUCUCUCACCCGUUGCUCAAAACAAAGGAGUACUAUCAGUUUGAAGUCAGAGAUGCAGCUCAUGUUAUGUGGUUCGAGAAGCUCCACGUUUGGCUGCUGUUUGUAGAGAAAAAUGUUCUCUAUCCUUUGGUCAUCCUUAAUGAGCUGAGUGGAAGCGCCAGGGAACUCGCCAGUCCAAAGAAACUUGACACUGAGGUCGGCGCUCUGAUGAUCACGAUAGCCGGCCUGAAGCUGCUUCGCUCCUGCUACAGCAGCCCCACCUACCAGUAUGUGACCAUUCUCUUCACUGUCCUGUUUUUCACCUUCGAUUACCGCCAUCUGUCCGAGACGCUGCUGCUGGACCUCUUCCUCAUGUCCAUUGUUUUCAGCAAGUUGUGGGAGCUGUUUUACAAGCUACACUUUGUUUACACCUAUAUUGCCCCGUGGCAGAUCACAUGGGGCUCAGCCUUCCAUGCCUUUGCUCAGCCCUUUGCAGUGCCUCAUUCCGCCAUGUUGUUCGUCCAGGCUGUAGUGUCUGCAGUUUUCUCCACUCCCCUCAACCCCUUCCUUGGCAGCGCCAUCUUUAUCACCUCCUAUGUUCGACCCGUGAAAUUCUGGGAACGAGACUACAACACUAAGAGAGUUGAUCACUCAAAUACUCGGCUAGCGUCUCAGCUGGACAGAAAUCCAGGCUCUGAUGAUAACAACUUGAACUCGAUCUUCUACGAGCAUCUGACCCGCUCCCUGCAGCACAGCCUGUGUGGGGACCUCCUCCUGGGCCGCUGGGGCAACUUCAGCACUGGGGACUGCUUCAUCCUAGCAUCUGACUACCUAAAUGCUCUGGUGCAUCUCAUCGAGAUUGGCAACGGCCUGGUCACCUUUCAGCUCCGAGGGCUGGAGUUCAGAGGAACUUACUGCCAACAGAGGGAGGUUGAGGCCAUCACCGAAGGAGUUGAAGAAGACGAGGGCUGCUGCUGCUGCGAGCCCGGCCAUCUCCCUCACAUCCUGUCCUUCAACGCCGCCUUCGGUCAGCGCUGGUUGGCCUGGGAGGUGCUGGUCACCAAAUAUGUUCUAGAGGGCUACAGUAUCACUGACAACAGCGCCGCCUCUAUGCUCCAGGUGUUUGACCUGAGGCGCAUCCUCACCACUUACUACGUCAAGGGUAUCAUCUACUACGUCAUCGCUUCCCCUAAGCUUGAAGAGUGGCUGGCUAAUGAGACCAUGAAAGAGGGCCUGCGAGGAUGUGGAGAGAGGAACUAUGUGGACCUGGAUCCCACCUUUAAUCCCAACAUCGACGAGGAUUAUGACCACCGGCUUGCAGGCAUCUCCAGAGACAGUUUUUGUGGCGUCUACCUGAGUUGGAUCCAGUAUUGUAACACUCAAAGGGCUAAGCCACUUAACAGCGAUAAAGACUCGCCGCUCGUGCUGCUCUGCUUCGGCCUUUGCGUUCUGGGAAGGAGAGCCCUGGGAACUGCAGCUCAUCACAUGUCCAGCAACCUGGAGUCUUUCCUCUACGGACUGCAUGCAUUGUUUAAAGGAGACUUCCGCAUCUCGUCAGUGCGAGACGAGUGGAUCUUCGCCGACAUGGAACUGCUCAGGAAGGUCGUGGUGCCUGGUAUCCGAAUGUCUCUUAAAUUACACCAGGACCACUUUACGUCCCCUGAUGAGUAUGAUGAGCCGGCGAUUCUCUAUGAGGCCAUCUCCUCCCACCAGCAGAACCUGGUCAUCGCUCAUGAGGGCGACCCUGCCUGGAGGAGUGCUGUGCUGUCCAAUGCUCCCUCCCUCCUCGCCCUUCGCCAUGUACUGGACGAAGGCACGAACGAGUACAAGAUCAUCAUGCUCAAUCGAAGAUACCUCAGCUUCCGCGUCAUCAAGGUUAAUAAAGAAUGUGUCCGCGGCCUCUGGGCUGGGCAGCAACAGGAGCUGGUGUUCCUGAGAAACAGAAACCCAGAGCGGGGCAGCAUCCAGAACGCCAAGCAGGCCCUACGUAACAUGAUCAACUCGUCCUGCGACCAGCCCAUUGGGUAUCCCAUCUACGUGUCCCCGCUGACCACCUCCUACUGCAACACACACCACCAGCUUGGGCACAUCCUAGGGGGACCCAUCAGCCUCGCAAACAUCCGCAACUUCGUUGUCAGCACCUGGCACAGGUUAAGGAAAGGCUGCGGUGCCGGCUGCAACAGUGGCGGGAACAUAGAGGAUUCAGAUGCUGGCGGUUUGUCGUCUGGAAGCGGAAACGGGACGGGCGGAGACUCUCACCAGAGCUCUGUGUCGCAUGGCGGAUCCACGGGACCUGCUCUACCGCACUCAUACCAGCCUCACUCUCUGGGUACUAGCCAGAGCUCUCAGUCUGUUCAGUCCGGUUUAGUACGUCAGUCCCCAGCCCGUGCCUCCAUGGCCAGCCAAUCCUCAUCCUACCGCUAUGGCAGCAGCCGACAUUCCUCCCUGCGCACCUCUGCUACAGGCCUGGAGCCCUGCCGCCGUUCCUCCACCAGCCAGCUGUCCCUGCGUGCACUCCCCACAUCCCUACAGCUUCGCCUGGGCUCCACAUCCGACCCCGCCGGCCCAUCAUCCUCCCUCUCCAGCCACAGCAUCCCUCCUUGCAAACGGCACACACUGGUCGGGCUCCUAGGAAAUGAUGGCGUAUGCAGCGCUGUGACAGAUCCUCUCAGCCAGCUUCAUAACCAUCAUCACCAUCCACAGCAGCACCACCCCAUGGUCUCCACAGUACGGCGAGAUGACAUUUCAUACAGAGUGCAGAUAGUGGACGUGACUCAGGUGCUCGAGAAUAUCAACCUACCGAAGCGGAAGGAGUUGCUGUGGCCAGACGAGAGCAUGAGACUGAGAGCAGGACGGACCUGCUGGAGGGACUGGAGCCCUGUAGAGGGCAUGGAAGGUCAUGUGAUUCACCGGUGGGUGCCUUGUAGCCGAGACCCAGCCAGUCGCUCCCAUAUCAACAAAACCAUCCUGCUGGUACAGGUGGAAGAUAAGCUAGUGCCCAUUAUUGAGACUGGGGUCAUUGAGUUGGGUGCUGAGGUUUGAGACUAUAUGGAAAGCACACGCAGCCGCACACAUGUCCUAGUGACAGCCAGACCCACUCCCAUGGCUUUCAGCAGGGUGCAAAAAAGCCGCAUUUAACGGGGAAACGGGAGCCUCCCCCCUCGCUCCCAUUCCUUAGCGCUAAAGGGGAAAAGGAAGCCUGGGAAAAGUGCAAGCAUGGGCAGAGUCUACAUUUAUCUACCAUGCUUUACUGCUUCAACAUACAUCCACACUAUCUGCCUUGAGCUGCAUCUCAGAGAUGCUGCCUGACGGUCAACAACCCGCCGACGGUUAUUAUUUGCUACUGGUGAUUGAUUUCUAUGCAUUGCAUCCAGUUUUCUCAGAUUUACGACAAACUGCAAGACGCUUGAGAUUUAUUUUCUUCUCUUAUGUAAAUCCUUUAAGAAUUUGCCAAAUAAUUCUUUUGUUUAUUGUUUGCCAUGGUUUUAUACAACUGAAAGCUUUCUUGUACUUUUUUUUUUGGGCUGCCAAGCCUGCAGAUUGUUGUCAUGUAGAACGGAGAAAAGAGCGCCGUUCCCAACCAACUCAGUUUGAUUGUUGUCAUUCCUUUUUUGUGGAUUAUUUUAAUUUUUUAAUUUUUUAUUUUUUUUGCAAGAUUAAGCUGCCUAAAGAAAAAAAAAACUUGCACUACUUUCUUUUGUUUUGUUCUUUUUUUACAGUGAUGCACUACAAUCUUUAGAUCACUUUUUAUUUGACUCUGAAUGACCAUGGUUACCGAUGCCUUGGGGAAUGACAAAAUGCAAUCAUUAUUCUGUUUUCUGACAUUUUUAUUUCAAUUUUUUUCUGUUUGAUAAACUUGAAUAUAACUUUUUACUGUAUAUGAAUUUAUCUAUACAUAUAUAUAUUUACACAAAUAUAUAUUAUGUCUAUAUAUAAAAGAUUUUGUUUUGAAUAUUUAUUACUGUGAACAUAGUAUUUACACUUUGUUGGAUUGUUUUUUUUUUGGGACAAAGCUUA
This is a messenger RNA of Cyprinodon variegatus (sheepshead minnow), 8109 nucleotides long. RefSeq names its product pecanex homolog (Drosophila) (gene pcnx1). The transcript is spliced from 36 exons. Gene Ontology annotation, cellular component: membrane. Lineage: Eukaryota; Metazoa; Chordata; Actinopteri; Cyprinodontiformes; Cyprinodontidae. The record is from RefSeq and is a predicted model, not a curated record. Bases 160 to 7134 code for a protein of 2324 amino acids.